CCAUAGCUGACGACACAGACGUCACAACGACAUGGCUUUUGCUGUAUUGAUGAUGAUGGCAGCUGCAGUGCUCCCAAAUUCCGCUAGGAGCGCCAUCACGUUGAGUCCGAUGGGCUCGACCUACCUGCCGUACGGAUUUGAUCCGGCAGGGGCGCCGCUGUACGGUAUGGGUGACCGUGGGGCCGUAGAACAACUGACGUAUGACGCUGAUAACUAUCACAUCUACACUGUUGGUGAAGCCCGGAUUCUAAAUGUCAUUGACAUCUCCGACCCCAAGAACGCCGCACUGGUGUACCAGCUACAGCUGCCAGGUGGCGCAACAGACGUAGAUUCCUGUGGUCGCUUUGUGGCGGUGUCCAUUCAUGACGAUUUCAAAGUGCUACCAGGAACAGUGCUAAUCUACAGCAUGUACGACACAACCAGGAAAAACAUGACACUGCUUCAUCAAAUACAGGUGGGGGCUCUACCAGAUAUGGUCAAAUUCACGAAAGACUGCAUGACACUGGUGACGUGUAACGAGGGCGAACCUGGCCUUGACGAGUCGGGAAACUUCGUGGAUCCCGAGGGAUCCGCGAGCGUCAUCGCCUUCCAAUCGGCAAACCUCGGGCAAGAAUCGGCACCGACAGUGAGAACUGCAAUGUUUCGAAAGUUCGAUAGUUUGGCGGAGGAAUACAAUUCUCGGGGAGUGAGGUGGACUCUUCCCAUGAUUCAGGUUGGGUCAGAGGUCAUGGAAUUUAACCUUUCCCAAACGCUGGAACCAGAAUACGUGGCUUACAAUUCGGACGGAAGCAAAGCCUACAUAGCGCUACAGGAAAACAAUGCUAUUGCUGUAUUGGACAUGGCUACGGCAACAUUUGACGACAUUUAUCCGCUGGGGUCUAAGUACUGGGGUACAGCCAGCAUUGAUACAAGUCACGAAGACGGAGGCAUAUUGAUGCGAGACUGGCCCAUAUACAGUUUAUACCAGCCAGACAGCAUGCGAACGUUCAGUCAUAGGGGCAGGAACUACAUCCUGACGGCAAAUGAGGGGGACGGUGUGGAGAGAGUGCCUCCAAACGCAACGGUGUCAACAGACGAACUAAAAGGGACGGAACUAAUAGAAAGGUCUCUUGUCUCACGUAACCUGAAGUCGCAGCGAGUUCAGAAGGCGCUGAAUCUCACAAGUCAGCUCGGUUGUGCUGUUUUCAGUUCUAUAGAUGGUCUGGAUCCAGAAAAUCCCGAUAAAUACUCAUCACUCCACCUAUUCGGGGGCCGAGGAUUCUCUGUGUGGGACGCAGACGACCUGAGCCUUGUGUGGGACAGCGGAGACGGUGUUGAGCGUAUGGUGGCCAAACACUACCCGAGCAUAUUCAACUCGGACUACUACGAAGAAUUUUUCAACAGCACGCCUGCUGCGAGGUUCGAUCACAGAUCCUGCAAAAAGGGCCCGGAGACUGAGUCCCUUGCAAUUGGUGAAGUCGACGGCAAAACUGCAUUUUUCGUCGGAAACGAGCGGUCCUCGACAAUCCUGGUUUACUCCCUAGCGGACGAAGACAUCAUUACACCCGUUUUCCAAAGUAUCCACUUUUCGGGUCGGACUGACCUAACAUGGCGACAGGCGUACCAGGACCGUGUGGUGGGAGAUAUUGAUCCAGAGGAUAUGAGGUUCGUGUCUACAAGGGACAGUCCCACCAACACCCCUCUCCUCCUUGUGGCGGGAACCGCGAGUGGCACAGUGUCGGUGUACGAGGUCGUGGAGCCAGACGACGGCGGCGUUUCGGCAUCUCCGAGCAUAGUAGUGAGCUGGUUUGUGAUGACAGUGUCGGUCGCCACUUGCCUUACUAUCAUUCACUAAAACAUAUCAAAAUUUAACCAUAAUGUAUACUCUACCUUUAAGUAGAAGUAGAAUGCUUGUCAUAUUGUAUGACUGUAUUGCUUCUAAAGCAUACAGUAUAUAGUAAGAAGAAGCUGACUUAUUUGAACUUAAAUUUAAUAUCUUGUUAAGGGACCAAAAUAUAUCAUCAUGCUGUACGUAUCUAUGUUUUCUAGAUAUUCAUAUAUGUAUAGCAUGAAUCCAAUUGCUGAUUUCAUAUCGUCGCUUUCAUAGUUGUACAUGUAUAGAGUGGGUACUAGUAUGUAAAGUAUAGACAGAAAGAUAUGCGGUUACAAAAAGAUAUAAGGGUAAAAAAAACAUGACGUCGAGAUGACAUUUAUUUUCUGUUCCCUCAAUCUUAUGUCCAUAUAAUAGUUCAUAUUCACACUAUGAAUACGAAUUGAUAUCCUUUCAAAAUUAGAACAAUCGUAGCUCCAUAUAUUCAAUUUUAUCAUAAAUGAUAAAUAUUACAAUACGGCUGAAUGUUAUGUUAUCUAAAUGCAGCCGUUGUUAUAUGUUCUCUUUAAUAACACCUGGUCUUAUAAUUGUCAGAUGUAUUAUAGAGUCAUUAUAUAAUGAUAAUAAUCUUUAUUGCAAAUUCAUGCCCGAGGGCUAAUUGCAUACAAAGUAGAGUA
Messenger RNA from Branchiostoma floridae (Florida lancelet), 2487 nucleotides. RefSeq names its product mesenchyme-specific cell surface glycoprotein-like. The coding region runs from base 32 to 1834 and encodes 600 amino acids. Gene Ontology annotation, molecular function: protein binding. Lineage: Eukaryota; Metazoa; Chordata; Leptocardii; Amphioxiformes; Branchiostomatidae. The transcript is spliced from 10 exons. The record is from RefSeq and is a predicted model, not a curated record.